UCCUCCUCAUUGCGGCCUUCUCUCUGCCCUCUUCCUCUCGUCUGCCUGCUUCCACCCCUCUUCCUGCCCUCCUUUCGGUGCCGCAUCCUUUUUCUCAUUUCUCCGUUUCUGUUGCUUCUCUCUCCCUUCCCCUCCCCGGGGGGUUGCGCUCCCUCCGUUCUUUUCCGGCAAUUUUCUGCAGGAGUUAGCACGCCCUCAGCGAUUUCAAGUUAUGGAGGCGAUGGCUCCUGAUGAGACGGAGCAAGGUCAUCGGCGAAGGAGUGAGGGGGAGGAUCUAGAGGAUGCGGUGCAAGACCAGAUUCGAGCGACGGAACAGGAGAUAAGAGCGAAGGAAGAGGAGAUAAAAGCGAAGGAAGAGGAGAUCAGAGCGAAGGAAGAGGAGGUCAGAGCGAAGGAAGAGGAGAUCAGAGCGAAGGAAGAGGAGAUUAGAGCGAAGGAAGAGGGGAUAAGAGCGGUGGAAACGGAGAUUGGUACUGCUUCGGGAGAUAAAGCGAGAAAGCCUCUUGAAGCGAAGCUGCAGUUCCUACGGCAACAGAUUAGCCGCAUUGGGCAACACAUUAGCAGCCGCAAUCAACAGAUAGUCAGUCUUGGGCAACAGAUUAGCAGCUUCCGGCAAGAAGUGAGCAGUCUUCGGUCUGUGCAAGCAGCGGCGGCAUCGUCAGAUAAAUGCACAGAGUUUGAUUGGCUACGUCAGGACUUGCCGUCGUGGGUCUCAGGGAACUCCAAGCCUCCAAGCGCCACGCAGAAGGAGCGGAUGUAUACGCCUGUGAGAGUGGAGUAUUGGGAUGUGGUGAAAGACAUCGAAGACUAUCUGAACAAGGCGGAUAAGUUGAAGCGUAUAUAUCGGAAAGUGGAUGACUCUGUAUUCACUGCAGGAAAGAAAAGUGUGGUAGCCAUCGCUUAUUUUGUCGUGAACAGCACCUGCGAAUUCGUUAGUAAGAAGCGACCAGAUUCCUCGGUAACAUACGACGGGGAAGUGAACCUUGAAGUGCCACCAGAACCCUCAGCAGAGGGAGGAGAGUCGACGAACACAGACGGAUCAAAGGCCGCGGGCAGAGACGUUCAAAAGUGUUUCUUUUAUGCCAGACCUCCUCGUGUGGAUGUGUUCAUUCGAUCCAACGGUGAGGCCGUUGCUGUUCUUGAGCUCAAGAGUGGAGGUCUGGGAUGUCCCGUGCCGAUCCACAAACUGUGGACAAGAUGCUCAUGUCAGACAGGAAUCGACCCCAACUGCUGGUGCCAUACUAACAUCUCGGAAGGACAUGCCAGGAGUAUUCUCAACUGCAGUCUCCAGGUUUACGAAUACCUGGUUUUGGCGAAGGUUGGGUAUGGCGUUCUCACCGAUAUCCAGAACUGGUAUCUCUGCAAAAGGGAUCAUGGUGGCUGCCUCUAUAUUUCAACAGGUUUCAAGUUGGAUGGCCGGAAACCGCCUGUACCUGCUGCAAUUGCUUAUUUGGUCAAUUCUGCUGUUGAAGCCCACGGUGAGUUUGAUGUUUUACCCAGGAAGGGUGAGCGUCCCUGGAGCUGGGAGGUUUCCCCUUGUGCCAAUCCCAGUAGCGGCUCUAAAGAUGAUGAAGACGAGGGUAGGACCUACAAACCAAACGAGCGCGAAAUUGGUGGUUACAGAACGUCUCCAGCUAGGACUCGAAGGGGAUCCUCAAACGCGACACAGAACCAAUUGCAGGAGAUUCCUGCGCCGGACCUGCAUCUGGACGACCGCCCCAUCAGCAGCGGGGGAUGGAGCGGCUCCGUGGUUGGCGGCACUUUGAAUGGUCGUCGUGUUGCAGUGAAGUUGGCUCCCCGCAAUUCGGAACGUGCGGAGGCUCUGCUGAACGAGGUGGACGCCUACCUAAAGCUGCAGAAGUAUUGGGGGGAAUUCGUGCCCCCAUUAGUAGGAUUUGGAACCACAGCCAAUGGCCAAAUUGUUUUCAUAGCGACAGAGUUGAUCGAUGGCAGUCCACUCGGACCUGGAACAGUGACCGAGGAGGUGGCCAAUGCGGCACGUAAGGGGCUUGAUGCUGUCCACAAGUGUAAGUUACUUCAUGGGGAUGUUGAGGCGCGGAACAUUAUGGUUGUGCGGGGUACACAGCCUUCUGUCCGCCUUGUUGAUUUCGGCUUUGCGAAGCGCAGCAACAAUAAGGAGUCGCAGAGGGAAGAGCGCGGGAGAUUGGAGGACCUUUUGCAAGAUAUGAUGAGAGUUCGGGUGGGGAAAGCGUUUGAUGACGUAAGAUAUCCUCGUACGCAGCUUUGUUCAGUAUAGUGUAACCACCUUUUCAAGCGACUCUGACGAGGGAGACUUAUCGUUGCCUGCCCUCCAAAAACUUUCGCUCCCCUCGCUCCCUCCCUCUCAGUUUUUCAACUGCUCCCAGGGCCGCCUCUCCUUGUCUUCUUUGUGUCCGCUUCUCCUCUCUCCAAGCUGUCAAAUUGGCUGCCGCCUUAAUGGCGGCCGCCAAAUUUCACAAGAUUCCUUUACGGAAACCUUUCAAAACAUUUUAAAUCGGAACUUAAAAGUUCAAUUACACCUUUAUUACCCCCCCUCC
This is a messenger RNA of Physcomitrium patens, 2537 nucleotides long. RefSeq lists its product as uncharacterized. The record is from RefSeq and is a predicted model, not a curated record. NCBI's taxonomy places the organism in Eukaryota, Viridiplantae, Streptophyta, Bryopsida, Funariales, Funariaceae. Gene Ontology annotation, molecular function: protein kinase activity; ATP binding. Gene Ontology annotation, biological process: protein phosphorylation.